AUGUCUGACCCGUCGGACCACGUCGUUUCCACGCCAGGAUUCAAGAUGGACCUGCCCAAGUUCUCUGGCUCGCCCGGCACCUUUCAUGCGUGGAGCAUUCGCAUGAAGAUGGCGCUCAAGCUCCGCGGCGACGACAGAGGAAGGAAUGUUUGCAAACGGAAAAACCACAAAGCAGGUGUUGCUGCAAACCUCAUCGCGUCCACGCUCUCAGGCUACCCCCUUCUCCUCUUCACCAACGGAGAAGCAGACGUCAACGCCGGCCAAGGAUGGGCCCGGCUCAAGGACCACUACGCUUCGCAGGACCGCCUCCGCAUCGCAGAGCUCAAGGAGGCGCAGCUUCACGUCCCCUGCGGCAACCUCGCCCGCUUCUUCGAGCGACACAUGGAGCUGCAGCAGCAGUUGCAAGGCGCAGGCGUGCGCCAGGACAACGAGGACCUCUUCACCAUCGUCUGGAAGCAGCUGCCACGCUGGACAGCCCCGCUCACGCUUCCCUACUUUGCCAGUGGCCGCUUUCCCUCCCUCCUCGAGCUCAGCAUCAGGCUGCAGCAGCUGGAGCAGCAGAUGCGUGCAGAGUGUCGCAAGAAGCAACGCGACAACGGAGCAACAGGCUUCACUGCACAGGCACAGCAUCAACAUGGUCAAGACGCAGCAACCUUCGUCGCUGCCACAGCUACUACACCCACGCAGCUGCAUGACCCACUCACGUGGCUUGCAGACACGGGUGCUUCACACCACCUCACCUUCGUCAAGGACGCCUUCGUGGAGCUGUCACCGCACCUGCAACAGCACCAUCCACGCCACAUCACUGCGUUUGGCGGCACACGUGUGCCCGUGCGCGGUGUUGGCUCUGUGCUGUUGCAUGCACGCACGACGAGCGGAGCCACGAUGCAGAUUGUGUUGCAGGAGUGCCUCUACGUGCCCGAGGGCCACGCCAACCUCAUCGCCCUCGGUCGUCUGACAAGGGACAGCAGCGGCAGGCCAACGGGCCACUCGCAGCGUGAUGGCGCCGAUGGGCACUACGUGCGCUUCAGCCACGGAGCCGAGGUCAAGCUGAAGGAGCGCAACAGCCUCCGAUGCUGGCCCAUUGUUGCUGUUGGUCCAUCCACGGCACACGGACUCACCGCCGAUGCCUGCAAGCAACCACAGCAACCCGCAGCAGCUCCUGCAGCCCAGAGCAAGGCACACACACCAUCGAUGCAUGAGGUACUUGGCCACCGCAACGACAACGACGUGCAGCAGUACUGCAAGCUGAUGGGCAUCGACGAUCGCAACGCCAUCAGCAGCAAGCAGUGUACAACGUGCGCAGUGACCAAGAGCACUCGUCACAGCGUCAGCAAGCACGCGGAGCGCACACAGGUGCCCGGCGAGCGCAUCCACGCCGACAUCGUCGACUGGACCGCGGACUCACCCACGGGCAAGCGCUACAGCCUCGUCAUCGUCGAUGAGGGCAGCAAGCUCCUGCAUGCAGUCCAUCUCAAUGCCAAGAAGGACGCAGUUGCCGCGUUCCAGUCGUUCCUGCGCGAGACAAGCUCCCCAUCUCGCCCACAACAACAGCACUCCAGACGGAUUCCGAUGCCAUCUUCCCUCGGAGCUGACUUCCAGGCCAUCGUCAAGAGCACCUGA
Molecule: messenger RNA, 1623 nt
Organism: Salpingoeca rosetta
Lineage: Eukaryota; Choanoflagellata; Craspedida; Salpingoecidae
Exons: 3
Coding region: 1-1623 (540 amino acids)
Molecular function (GO): nucleic acid binding
Source: RefSeq, a predicted model, not a curated record